AUGCCUGGUCGCCCCAUAGUCAGCGCAAUUGGACACCCCACGGAGAAAAUUUCUGAAUUCAUUGAUUUACAUCUCCGUCCACACAUAGAAAGUUUGCCAUCCUAUCUUAAGGACACCACGGACUACAUUAACAAGACGCCCUCUACUGGCCUCCCAGAUCAUACCCUCCUCGUGACUAUGGACGUCACAUCUUUGUACACCAAUAUUCCGCACGAUGAGGGUAUCGAAGCCUGUAGAGAAGUCUGGGAUAGUAGAUCCAUACUAGUUCCUUCUACCGAGUCCUUUGCUAAGCUCCUUGAACAUGUUCUCAAGAAUACAGCCCUACAACAUAUGUCCGAGUCAGUGUUCGUGGAACUGUGUGAUAAACUUGGGACGUCACAACAGGUGGCCAUUAGGAGAGAUGUGGUGGACAUCAGUGAGGUGGUGGAAAAUCAAGUGACAACAAUUGACCAGGUCAGUAGGAUGAUAAGUGGAAGUCAAAGAGAAGGAUUCAGACUAGAAGGAUCAGACAUAGACGUUAUGUACUGGCCUAAUAAUCACCGUGUGAUCUGGAACUUAUCUCAGUCUCAGUAUUACAACACACACAGACAAACAAUGAUCUUCUGUGACUGUUCUGAUAGUCCACCGGGAUUUACUUUAUUAUAUUUAUUGUCACCAGGAAGGUACAAAGAAAUCCAGAGAGCUUGUUUUAGAAUGAACAACAUUAAUUAUAUCUCCAGCUCAGAAUACACAAAAUCUCUGUGUUCUGGAGGUUUACCUGACGCCAUUCUACAUGGACCCUGUGUCAGUGGGCUUUAUUUUGGGCGAAAAGAAUAUGAUCAUGCCCACUGUUUUGCUUGUGACUUUUGGCCUCCGUCUGCCUCCUCAUGGACAGACAGAUGUCAAUCAUGGCCCCAGCCUGGUAUUGUUGAUAAUAUUAUGCAAAAUGGAUGUCACCUUGUAGCAAUAGGACAUACACAAGGGCAUCAUGUGCACAAUGAAUGGAGAAUUUCUUUCUCUCUUGCAGAACACAAACUUGUGUGUGCUAUGAGCCACUGUCAAUUCUUAACUUAUGGAUUGCUUAAGUUAUUCUUAGUAGAAAUAUUAAACCAUGGAUUAAGUAAUGAUGAUAAAUUGCUAUGUUCUUAUCACAUGAAGACAGCUGUUUUCUGGGUGAUUCAACAGAAUACAUUACAACGUUGGUGUCCACAAAAUCUCCUGGAGUGUUUCUGGAUUUGUUUCAAACUAGUCCUUAAGUGGGUGUAUGAGGGAGCCUGUCCUAACCUUUUCAUUCCCCAAAAUAACAUGUUUCUGAGUAAAGUCCAUGGUGAAGCACAGCAUCAGCUAUUUAUAAGACUGUAUGGGUUGUAUGAGAAGGGUUUAGAAUUCCUGCUUCAGAGUCCCUCCAUCAGGUCUUGUAUUCUAAAUGUUCUUCACGACCCGCAUCUCUCUAUCUGUACAGAUGAACAUACUCUGAUUUCUGAGGUUGAAUUUGAUGUUGAGCUGUUUCAAGAGAUACGCAGACACGACACACUUCCCACACCAAACCUAGAAACCUGUAUUAGAUAUAUACAUACAAUAGAACAGAUGAUAGAUUUACCCCUCCUGACUCAGUAUCAAGUCGUGAUGCUACAGAGACUUACAGCGACUGUCCUUCAGAACACAGCUUUUAUAUUACACAUGGUAGCUUACACAAAGGAAAACAAAAUGAGAUAUAGAGCUGACAAAAUCUCCUGUCACAUGCUGAAAUUAACAGCCAAGUUUGGUUGUAUAAUUGACAUGAUGUACAUAGCUAUGUAUUAUUACAAGACGCUUAGAUAUACAGAGGCUUUAUCUAUUAUAGAGAUGAUCAAGAACAAGUUAGCACAGCCAUAUGUGAUGUAUGACUAUGUAGAUAGAGCGAUGUAUACUGAGGCUGUAGGGGGACAGUCCUGGUCUACAAAGAUGAGACAGGCUGUAGCAUGGAUUAUCCUGCUUUACAAUAAAACCCAUUACAUCAAUGAGUUAUUACCAGAACAACAGUCUGCUCUACAGAAAAUUAAGGGUUAUACUUCAUUACAUGUCCCACCCCUUGUACUGUUACACAUGCUAGAAAUCCUGUGCUACAGACAUGUAGACACAAUGAGAGCACAAACAGCUCUAGAUGAUCUUCAGACCCUAGUUCACUAUGAUCAAGGACCGUAUACACCUUUACAUUUCAGAGACAUAUCAUGGCAGAUUCUGAGAAUCUGUCAACAGGUGACAGGGAAUCCCCAGGCUGCUCUAUACUCAUACCAACAAUCUCUCAGACAAGAACCAUUUAACGAUAUACACACAGCCACAAAAAUGAGAAUACGGGGAACUUGUCAUUAAGAUAACUAAUU
Saccostrea cuccullata (small rock oyster) is the source of this 2342-nucleotide messenger RNA. RefSeq lists its product as uncharacterized. Lineage: Eukaryota; Metazoa; Mollusca; Bivalvia; Ostreida; Ostreidae. The transcript is spliced from 2 exons. The coding region runs from base 1 to 2331 and encodes 776 amino acids. The record is from RefSeq and is a predicted model, not a curated record.